This is a messenger RNA of Peronospora matthiolae, 747 nucleotides long. Lineage: Eukaryota; Oomycota; Peronosporomycetes; Peronosporales; Peronosporaceae. The record is from the annotation of a GenBank genome assembly.
AUGAGCUCCAGCUGCACCCUCGUCGCAGACAGCACGGACGACGCCGUGCAGAUGCUUUUAGGUCUCAUCGCGUUGUCGUCGCUGUACGCCAAAUGGCGGGUCGAGUGGCCACGGAGAUCGGCCAAGGUCUGGUUCAUGGACGCACUGAAGCAAGGCUCGUCUGCGGCCAUGAUUCACGUGAUGAACAUUGUGCUCGCCAUUAGUCUUGUGGUUUCUUCCGAUACACCGAGUGAUCAGGACCAGUGUGCGUUUUACUUUAUGAACGUUGUGAUCGACACGACUUUGGGCGUGUAUAUUGCCUAUUUAUUACUACAGCUAUCUACAAUCGUAGCGAAUCGACAGCAGUGGAGGAGUCUGCAGUGUCAUGGAUACUAUGGCGAUCCGCCGGCGUGGAAAGUCUGGUGGAUACAGUUGCUGCAAUGGUGCACGAUUCUAGCCGUUAUGAAGGUCUUCGUCGGCGGGGUGAUUUACGCUUUCUCGACACCGCUGGGCUGGAUGGGAUCGCUGCUGUUUUACCCCGUGCACAACCAUCCGAAGAUUGAGCUACUUAUCGUCAUGAUUGGCUGUCCACUGGUCAUGAACAUGGUGCAGUUUUGGGUCCAAGAUAGCUUUCUCAUGAACCAUGCUCAACACGACAAUGAAGAGCUGCCACUUCUGCAGACAUCCGUGGCCGGCGCUGCCUUACUGCAAAAGCCGCGCAGCGUGUCGAACGUCUCCAAUGCCGCUGACGUGUACGAUAUGCUUUAG